Colletotrichum truncatum is the source of this 1167-nucleotide messenger RNA. The record is from RefSeq and is a predicted model, not a curated record. Lineage: Eukaryota; Fungi; Ascomycota; Sordariomycetes; Glomerellales; Glomerellaceae.
AUGUCUCGUAAUCUGUCGCCAGCAAGCAAGGAGCGCUAUCGCGGGCAGAUGUGGCUCGACAUCUUGCACCGGCAAACUGAUGGCGUUGACCUUGUUGCUCUGGUUCUAGAGAACCCAUCCAAGGUACUGCAUAACGGAGCUAUGCGCGCCGCCCUCCUCGGCCGCUCAUACUACCCGCGCGACCAGGAGCAUAUAGUUCAGAGACCGGGCAUUACAGGGACGCCACCUACCGCUGACUGCUGGAAGCUCAUCAUAUGCGACGGCCGCCAUGUCGAGGACUCGGCCGACCUCGACCGCCAGUACCGCGCCCAGUUGAAGGCCGAGGAGCUGCAGACGCCCGAGGAGCGUGCUAGAGAGGCCGUCCGCACUUCGUCGGAACGCCUCGCUCGCAGAAACGCCAAGCUCAUGAUUCCCACCCUUGAGAAGCUUUCCCCCGAAAAGUAUGCUAUGAUGCUGGAGCGUGGCACUCUCUACACCGUCUGGCACAAGGUCAUGCCUAAGCCGCUAGCCUGGAUCACGGAUAUUACCGAGGAUGGUAGUGAUUGGGGCUUCGUUUUCUAUAGGUCCGCCCAAGUUAUGCAACGCGUUGGUGGCCGCUGGGAUGAUGCCUUGAACGUCUCGAGGGCCUCGACGAAAUCUUCUAUUCGGAGAACCUGGCCGACCAGCCCAUCUUUGCUACGGCCGGUCCUGGUUCCAUCUAUCGUGCGGGUGAGAACUUCCUGCGAUACUGGUCCCCAAUCUGGAUUGAGGACACCGUUUUUUGUAGACGGUGACCUAUGUAGUACCCGGGAGCACUUUAAAGAAUACCGAAAGACACUGGACGAGACUGAUGGAAUACUUGAUAACACCCUAAUCAUUAUCGACUCGGACUGCGUCCACCCCGACCUCCUAACGGUAGAUGAACUUAACGAGCUGCCGCAGUUGGUGUUUUGGGUCUGGGCUUGCGAUGCUGAUUGGGAGCCGCCCGCCGGUUGCGAAGCCGACGAGGACGGGUAUCAAGGGCGCCUCAAGGUGCCCUUUGUGUGUUUGCAGGCGUGGUUCUACGUUGCAAGGCUCAAAGACGUCGACAUGAAGGCUAUGUGGAAGAAGGCGCAGGGCCACCCGCAGCAAUUAUGGGUGUGCAACUCACUGCCGCAGCGAGAGUGGAAGCAUGAGCCGUACAUCUAA